Messenger RNA from Eimeria mitis, 1872 nucleotides. RefSeq lists its product as uncharacterized. The record is from RefSeq and is a predicted model, not a curated record. Bases 1 to 1872 code for a protein of 623 amino acids. NCBI's taxonomy places the organism in Eukaryota, Apicomplexa, Conoidasida, Eucoccidiorida, Eimeriidae. The transcript has a single exon.
AUGCCGUUGCGUUCACUGCCCGCGGGGGACCUGGCCCAAAGCAUCGCUGCAAAGCAGCGCACCAGUACCAUUUUCGACGACACAGCUCCCGUGCGUCGUCCCAGUGCAUCCGGAACGGACCAACAAACUCAGCACUUUGUCAGAAACCUUCGAACACACACUCCCCGCUCCCCCUCAGUCAGCCGCUCCACAUCAAGUCUCGCCGGCCAGCCUCAUGGGCGCGCCGAGCGAAACUACAUGAAGGCAACCAGCAGCUCGCGCCGCCGCAGCAGGAAUGCAGGACUCGAAGAAGACGGCAUGGGGAGCGAACGACCUCAUCAGAUCCCUGCGCCAUCAAAUUAUUCCCCGGCUGCUUCCCGGCGACGCGGGCAAAGCCCAUGCAGAACUCUUGUUCCACGUGUUGCUACCCUUCCAUUGCAUACAACGACACGGGUUGCCUCCGUCCGCCACGCCCCUCCUUUACCCCCAUGCCGGGCCCCUUCGGUUUCUAGGGGCCUACAACUUCAGCAACCUCUGUCGACCAUUUCUAACGGUGGCCUCCGUCAGCAUGAAGGGUCUUUGGCGGGCGUUUCGACCAAUUCCUGGCAGCUUGAGAACGGUCACAGAAGUUCUCUGCCGAUACCACGGCAGCAGCAGAAGCAGCAACAGCAGCAGCAGCAGCAGCAGCAAAAAAUACAAGGGUGUUUGAGCAGCAGCUGGACUGUUCGUGACCCGCUUACGAGCGCUGGGAAUGCACAUGCUGAUAUGGUAGAAGCUGAUGACGGGUCUCUGCAGCUUGAUGCCUCCGACCAGCAGGAGCUUUCACAGUUAACAGCUUCAUUUGAAAGGACAGGCCUCUGCUGCUACACAGAGACCUCCUCCCAAACCAAUACUGCCUGUGUUCCCUGUUGUGGUUCGACUGCUGCACCACUGCAGGGCAGUACAGAAAGUCAGUCACACCUCCCAGAAAUCCCGAAGGGCCUGAUCGAAUCUCUCACAAUGGUGAAGCGUCACCAACACAUGCAGGGGCCCUCAACUUUAACGGGUCAAGCUAUUGGCCAGCAUCAGCAUCAGCAGUCCCCUCAGCCGGAACCCCUGCAGCAGCAGCAUCAUCCGCGGCAACAGGAACCGCAGCAGCAGCAACCGGCGCAGCAGUCGGAACAGCAGCAGGUGGUGCCACGGCCUUGGCCUUGGCCUCCCCAGCCCCAGGAGCCAAGCACUGGGGGCAUUUCCAUUAGGCGUGUGGAGACGUUGGGCUGUAUGAGUUCAGCUCCUCAGAGUGAAAAGAGACCUGGCGUGGCCGUUUCUGCCUUUGGAAUGGCAGCAGCACCAUCAGAGUGUAGGGCUUAUGAAGGCUUCUGGAAGCUGGCGGGCAGUCUGAAGUCUUGCUUGCGGUUCAUUGUGGUGUUGAUUGUCUGUCUUUUCCGCCUGCUCAACACUUCGUACGAUACAUGGAGCGCUUCCCAGUUCAGGAAAGCUUUUGAGGAGGUAUUGGCAGGCCCUGCCUACAGGGGAGGCAGCGCGGACACUUCAAAGCUACAGAGCGGGCUCAGACGCAUUAGUAUGGGGUCCACAGCUCAGCAGCAACGGCCACAGCAGCAAAAGCAGCAGCACCAGAGUCAACCGCGCUAUUCUACCAGGAAUUCAACUAAUGCGCACUCUAGUGUGGGAGGUGUGCAACAGCGUGAGCCAGACACUGGCAGGGCUACACACGCGCGAACGGGAGGGCUUCCCUUCGCCAAGGCUUGCAAGGGAACAGCGGGUGAGACCUUGGGGUUCCACCGUCCUGCAUUGAAGGUAAUAUCUUUGAUCGUGGCAGUUGCCUCUCUUUUGUGCUGGUUGUUCAUUACAACUGCGCCAAAGGAGGAGUUUGUAGACUUUGACUUCAUGUAA